Aureobasidium melanogenum CBS 110374 is the source of this 654-nucleotide messenger RNA. RefSeq lists its product as uncharacterized. The record is from RefSeq and is a predicted model, not a curated record. NCBI's taxonomy places the organism in Eukaryota, Fungi, Ascomycota, Dothideomycetes, Dothideales, Saccotheciaceae. Bases 1 to 654 code for a protein of 217 amino acids. The transcript is spliced from 2 exons.
AUGCUUGCGUACGAAAGUGUGUUGGAUCCGGAACCACAACAGCGGUUCACGCAGGCAUCCGGUCUACCACGUCCGCUUGGUAAGGUAUCACCAGAUCAGCAGAUGACAGGCGACACACCCAGUCCGACUGUUUCCCCUGCAUUCGCCAAGCCAACAUUCGCAUUUGACAGCUCCAGACACCUCAAGAUCUGGGGAUAUCGGGAGGCUGCGGCAUGCGCCUCACGGAGUCUGGACGCGGCAAUGCGAAAAUUGGCAAAAAACGUGAUGGGUGAGGUGACAAGAAUCCUGCGAACUGGUGAUGGGCGGCGUGAUUUGUGCUCCGUGCGCACGGUUUGUGGUGUGAUGUGCCAAGCCCGAAUCGUCGCAACUCGCCGAUGGACGACAACGAACCUCUUUCUUUGUUCAGUCCUUUGCGAUCUUAUUCCAGAUUUCAAUCUUGUGGGAGUGUUUCUGAUCGAUUUCAGUGGCAUCUUGCCCCUGCCGUACACAAGCACGCAGUAUACCGACAUCCGCUCCAUGAAAUUCUGGUCGACCCAAGAAAGUGUUUCGUGGUUGAUACUGCAACAAGCAUAUGGCUCCGAACUAAUCUGGGACUUUGAGCAAUACCAACGUAUCGACAGGGCGUCCAAUGUGUCAUUUGACUCAACAUCAUAA